Messenger RNA from Blepharisma stoltei, 489 nucleotides. NCBI's taxonomy places the organism in Eukaryota, Ciliophora, Heterotrichea, Heterotrichida, Blepharismidae. The record is from the annotation of a GenBank genome assembly.
AUGGGAUCCUCUAUUGGUAAUAAAUUUUGUGGAAGUUGUGGAGAAAGGCAGCAAACUUUUGAAUUCUUUGACGACAAAGGCGACAACGACACCAUUUUCCAAGAAAAAGCCUUUAAAGAGCUGAGUUUACUAGAAAUAUUGAAAGGCAAAGAUUAUAGCUCAAGGAUUACUACAUGUGAAAACGAUAAAAGCAAUAUCGAAGACAGGAGCAACUUGAGGCAGAGUUUUUUCACCCAAAAAGACACAACUUUUGACACUUGGUUCGAGAUAAUGCCGUCAGAAAAUUGUCAUGGAAGAAGAUAUUUAAAUAAAUAUGAAAAAUCAAUUGACAAAAGUGAUAGUAGAAAGGCUGACAAAAGCACUCAAUGUAUCUCUAGAAAAAGGCAUUUUCAUCAGAGGUCUCUUUCUAGCAACAUAAAUGAAAGCUCUGUUAAUUUAAUUGACGAAAUAAAGCACCGGAAAGAUAUUUACAGAAAAAGACAUAAAUAG